CUGAAAAAGAUCUUGUGGUGUGUUAGGUGAAAUAUUUAUGCGUCAGCGUGCAUUUUUUGCCUGAAGAUAAAACAGGUCAUGUAAUUAGCAAUCAGCCAUAUCAAGAUGGCCUCUCUUUUGACUCUGAAACUGUCAAAACUUGCCAAGGCAGUGGCUGAAAACCUACCUAAAGUUAGUGAUGCUGGUGCAGCGGCAUUAUCCGGUAUCCCCAUCAGGAAAUCUUCUCCAGUGUCCUUCAGAGACUUCAUCAGAAGAAUAUCACUCUGUGGGUGUCAGGAUGAAAUUGAGCUGACAAUCCAGGCCGAGUUGGCCAGUAUGGAGCAGCUGCUGGCACUGCCCUCGGCCGAGUGCACGGUGCGCGCUCAGGCACUCAGUGUGGCCGUCUACUGUCACCUGCUCGGCUAUGACGUGCGCUUCAUCUGCAUCCAUGCCAUCACUCUGGCGCAGCAAGGCUCACUGCUGCAAAAGCGAAUGGGCUACCUGGCCGUGUCGCUGCUGCUGAGGCCCACCGACGAGUUGGCCGUGCUGCUGGUCAACACUGUGCUGGGCGACUUACGUAGCGGCGACGUGCUGGUCCUCUGCACCGGCCUCAACAUGGUCUGCCACCUGGUUACGGCCGACAACGCCGCCACCUUCCUGCCGGCCGUGCUCAGCAAGCUCAAACACCGCCAGGCGGUGGUGCGGGACAAGGCGACGCGCGCGCUGCACAGUCUGCUGCUGUGCUCGCCGGAGCUGUUGCCCGGCCAGCUGGAGGCUGUGGAGACGGCGCUGCUGGACCGAGACCCGCUCGUCAUGGCGUCGGCCGUCCAGCUGUGCCUCACGUUCGCUGCACUGAACCCGGCUAUGUUCGCCCACCUGACCACCAGCCUGAUGACGAUCCUGGGCCAGGUCCAGAGCCGCAAGCUGCCGCCCGACUUCGAGCACAGGGGCGUGCCGGCGCCCUGGCUGCAGUGCUCGCUUAUCCGGCUCAUCUCGUACCUGUGCCCGGACGACUCGGGCUUGGCCGACACUUUCGCCCAGUUCCUGCUGUCCUCAGCUGAUGGCCGGCGUCCCCAGCACCGCUAUGGGCUUUGCCAUCCUGUGUGA
Molecule: messenger RNA, 1086 nt
Organism: Pollicipes pollicipes
Lineage: Eukaryota; Metazoa; Arthropoda; Thecostraca; Pollicipedomorpha; Pollicipedidae
Product: AP-4 complex subunit epsilon-1
Exons: 7
Coding region: 106-1086 (326 amino acids)
Biological process (GO): vesicle-mediated transport; intracellular protein transport
Cellular component (GO): membrane coat
Source: RefSeq, a predicted model, not a curated record